Messenger RNA from Gigantopelta aegis, 591 nucleotides. RefSeq names its product carcinoembryonic antigen-related cell adhesion molecule 16-like. Bases 1 to 591 code for a protein of 196 amino acids. NCBI's taxonomy places the organism in Eukaryota, Metazoa, Mollusca, Gastropoda, Neomphalida, Peltospiridae. The record is from RefSeq and is a predicted model, not a curated record. The transcript has 3 exons.
AUGCGCUUCACAGUGAACCAAACAGCCACGUCGGGAGCCAAUCAAAUAGUUCGCGAACGUGGUCCAGACUCAGUUACACUCAAUCCACCAUCACCUGGGUCUCUAGCAGAAAGAGACAGUCUGACUGUGACGUGUGCUGCUGCUGGCUGUAAACCACCGUGUUCCAAUUCAUGGACUCUGGGAAAUCAGCAGAUCUCAGCAACCUCUCGGUUAACACUGACAAACAUCAACAGGAGUCAGACAGGGAAUGUGUACACGUGUACAGCCACCAAUUCACUUAUACCAAAGUCUAAAACUAAACAGUUUACACUGACAGUGUACUAUGGUCCAGACAGUGUCCAGCUGAACACCACUUCUCCAUUGACAGUGAAGGAAGGUGACGAUGUAGCUGUGUCGUGUGAAGCGACUAACUGUUCUCCAUCCUGUUCUUUCACGUGGAAGUUCAAAUCUCAGAUAAAAUCAACCAAUUCCGUGCUGUCAUUAAAGAACGUACAGAGAUCAGCAGCUGGUGACUACACGUGUAUUGCUAGAAACACAAACACACAGAAAUCAUUAGACAAGAUCAGUACUCUGGAUGUACAAUGUGAGUAA